Engraulis encrasicolus (European anchovy) is the source of this 3176-nucleotide messenger RNA. RefSeq names its product TraB domain containing 2A (gene trabd2a). The transcript has 7 exons. The record is from RefSeq and is a predicted model, not a curated record. Gene Ontology annotation, molecular function: metalloendopeptidase activity. Gene Ontology annotation, cellular component: membrane. NCBI's taxonomy places the organism in Eukaryota, Metazoa, Chordata, Actinopteri, Clupeiformes, Engraulidae. Gene Ontology annotation, biological process: negative regulation of Wnt signaling pathway. The coding region runs from base 694 to 2244 and encodes 516 amino acids.
GUAGCCUACCCUACCUCGGUAACUCACUUUAGCCGUGUAAUAACAAGGGUUCUACCGAACUGAGGAGUCACGAGAGGAAGCGAAAGCCGUCCUGACUAGCCUUGGAGAGUUCACAGGACAGAAGUUUCAAUGAAUGGCAUAACCUGACGGGGACCCCAGUUUGCGGUGUGCACGUUUCGCUAAAGCGCUCUCGGAAGACUUUAUUCUUGCGCAUACUUUUUUUUUGGCUCACGCGCACUUACUGGCAAAGUUUCUUUCUUACUAACUUUGAGGAGAUAAACCACAUCUAACCUGUUGCGGAGGACAGUCCACAUUUAACGCGUAUCCACGGAACUGGAACCGUAACCUUGGUGAAGCACGGCGGAAAAGAAAACUUUUUAAAUUUGAUGCAAGUUCGCCGUUUCCACGGUGCAAAUUUCUGACAGUAUUUUAAGGAUUGUAUUGCCGACGACACCAUCAGCAUGCCAUUGAUCUCAUCAGACACCCAGUUUGAUGACUUUAUAUCAAAGUAAUACGACGCAAGCCAAACUUUACACAGUCGCACCAUUUGUGGCAUCAUGGCAUGCACGCUGAUGGGACUGUGUGAAAUUCAGUCGGAGAUAAAGUUUGGGAAAUAACUUUGAUACGCUGCUGAACUGUUGCAAGACUACUUUGCGCUACGUUGUUACAACGGCAUCCACGUUUGAAGCUACGAUGCUGGUCACUUGGGGCUUAUUUAUCCACGCGUUCUUUAUAUUGUUGGUAAGAGCCAACCCGUGGAGGCUCGGAGAUUCAGAAAAGUGCGAUCUUAACAAAAAACAAACUGAAUUAAAUUCCUUCUUGUGGACAAUCAAACGGGACCCGCCCUCCUACUUCUAUGGCACCAUCCACGUGCCUUACACCCGCGUCUGGGACUUCAUCCCGGACAACUCCAAGAAGGCUUUCCAGGAGAGCCAAAUCGUCUACUUCGAGCUGGACCUGACCGACCCGCACACCAUCUCGGCCCUGACCAGCUGCCAGCUGCUGCCCCAGGGCGAGAACCUCCAGGACGUGCUGCCCCGCGACAUCUACUGGCGCCUCAAGCGCCACCUGGAGUACGUGAAGCUGAUGAUGCCCUCCUGGAUGACCCCCGACCAGCGUGGCAAGGGCCUCUACGCGGACUACCUGUUCAACGCCAUCGCAGGCAACUGGGAGCGCAAGCGGCCCGUCUGGGUGAUGCUGAUGGUGAACUCCCUGACGGAGGCGGACAUCAAGACGCGCGGCGUGCCCGUGCUGGACCUGUACCUGGCCCAGGAGGCCGAGCGCAUGCGCAAGCAGACGGGCGCCGUGGAGAUGGUGGAGGAGCAGUGCCACCCCCUCAACAGGCUCAACUUCUCCCAAGUGAUAUUUGCUCUGAAUCAGACCCUUCUGCAGCAAGAGUCUCUGAGAGCAGGCAGUGUCCAGGUGCCAUACACCACCGAGGACCUCAUCAAGCACUACAACUGUGGAGACCUCAACUCCAUCAUCUUCAACCAUGACACUUCACAGGUCCCCAACUUCAACAACGUCACUCUGCCCCCUAACGAGCAGAUCACGGCGCAGGAGAUCGACAGCUACUUCCGGCAGGAGCUGAUCUACAAGCGCAACGAGAGGAUGGGAAAGAGGGUCAAGGCCCUCAUGGAGGAACACCCUGACAAGACCUUCUUCUUUGCCUUUGGAGCUGGUCACUUCCUGGGCAACAACACAGUGAUUGAUGUGCUCCGGAGUCAAGGCUACGAAGUGGAGCACACUCCCGCGGGGCAGCCCCUUAACAGAGGCUCGCGGUUGGAGGGUGAGGACCCUGACCUGGAGACCUUCUCCCCCCUGGAGCCCUUCCUGCACGAGCCACAGGACCGGCACCCCCUGGAGGAGGAGGAGGGCGGCGCGCUGCCGCACAUGCUGCUGCCCGACAGCCUAGAGCUGCUGGAGAAGGUGGAGCGCAAGCUGAAGAAGAGGAGGCGCAACAAGCAGAAGAAGCAGCGCCACCGGCAGUUCAACGACCUCUGGGUCCGCAUCGAGGAGAGCACGACGAUAGAGCCUCCUCCACCUCCGCCCCUGGUGCGCAUCAUCAACGGCUACAUCACCGUGCAGCCGUUCGAGUCCCGGGGCCACGGACGCUCCCACCACACACGGACGCACUCCCGCUCCGCCACCCUGCUCCCCUCCCCGAGCCUCCUCGCAGCGUGCCUCCUCUGGGCACUAGUGACACAGACUCUCCUGCUCCGGUACCUCCAACCAGGGGCGUAGCACCAAAUCCUGGGACCUCUGUACAAGAGACAGAUCACGUGGACCUCAUAUCCAAUUAAAAAUCUUCGGCGUGGGCCCCGCUUUAUAUUAGGGGCCCUGGUAACGGAGCCCCUUUUACCCCAACACUACGACGCCCCUGCCCACACACUUCUUCUAGCUGUAGUGGGUAGCUAGCGGCCAGCCAGCUAGUGUUUGCUAAUGCUGCCAAGGCCAAGCAGUCUGCCCACACAAGGCUAAUGGACUAAUGGAAAAACCCUCUCCACCAUGAACCCAGCGGAGGCAGAGACUUGGCUCAGACUGACUGAAGUAGGACAACCCAAGAGGGGGUUCCUCCAUGUUCACCUCGGGGGACGAGAUGUCGGUGUGUCUUUCACAUAAUUAUUUAUUCUUCUCUUGUUGAAGAAUUGGUCUUUUGUAUCGUUUAAAAUUGUGAGACGCAUGUAUAUACUAUAAAAAAAAAAUAUCUAUGUAUCAUAGAUGUAAUUCUAGAAAUAUUGAACAGAAAACAUGAAAAUGAUUGUAUGGAAUGUCUUUUUCUUUGUUGUCGUUCUUUUAUAAAUAAGAGUCCUUAUAUUUUUGUGACUAAAAAAAAAUCAGGUACUAACCAUCAUCAUGUCAUGUUCAGCAACCCUAUCUCUUAUCUCUUAAAUGCGUUUCCUCUCAAGGGAAAUAAGUAUGGUCCUAUCUAGGAGCCCUGUUGAUAUGUUUGUCCAGAGAAUUUUGAUUGUAUGUAUGACAUAGAGCUUAUUCAUCUAAUUUAUUUAACUAUAUAGUUUUAGGUUAUGGAAAUGUGUUUAUUUUGGCAAUUCCUCAUGUUGUUUUCAUCAGCUGCUUCGGUCAAUAGCUUGACAGGAUUUUAACCAUAGUCACCCAUUCUCAUUGACAAUAUGCGCUAUGAGGAAAAUGUAAUAUUUUGUUAUACUGAUAAACAA